CAAAUCAUUGAGCCAUGAAGAAGACAUAUUAUAGCCAAUAUCAUAAAAAUUGUGCGUUUCAUAUAGUAUAAUAUCAUCUACAACAUGUAAAAAAUUAUUUAAAUAUCUCAUAUAUGUAAUUCACAAUGAAUGUGAUAUAUAUAUACACAUGCAUUCCCACAAAAAAAGAUAGUAUCUCCAUUAACGGCCACCAUGAAGCUCGAAUUCAUGAUCCUCCUCCUCCUCGCCGCCACCGGCGACGCCCACAACGUCACCCGCAUCCUCGCCUCGCACCCCUCCCUCUCCACAUUCAACCAAUACCUCACCACCACACACCUCGCCGACGAGAUCAACCGCCGCGACACCAUCACCGUCUGCGCCGUGGACAACGCCGCCAUGGCCGCCCUCCUCUCCCACCACUUCCCCCUCCCCACCCUCACCAACAUCCUCUCCCUCCACAUCUUCGCCGACUACUUCGGCUCCAACAAGCUCCACCAGAUCACCAAGGGCUCCACCACCACCUCAUCCCUCUUCCAGGCCACCGGCGAGGCCGCCGGCACCUCCGGCUACGUCAACAUCACCGACCUCAAAGGCGGCAAGGUCGGCUUCACACCAGUGGACGCCGACGCCGCCGAUCAACCCAUGGCCACCUUCGUCAAAUCAAUCUACGAAUUGCCCUACAACAUCUCCGUCAUCCAAAUCAGCAGCAUCCUCACCUCGCCGGAGGCCGAGGCCCCCGCCGCCGCGCCCUCCGAUUUUAACCUAAUCUCUCUCCUCGCGAGGCAGGGCUGCAAAUCCUUCUCCGAUCUCCUCACGGCGCAGCGCUCCGCCGCCGACGCGUUCGCGGCGAGCGUCGACAGCGGCCUCACCGUCUUCUGCCCCUCCGACGGCGCGGUGAAAUCGUUCGCGCCGUCGUAUAAAAACCUAACCGCCGCCGGAAAGGCGUCGCUCCUGCUGUACCACGGCGCGCCGGAGUACAAUUCGCUGGGGAUGCUGCGAUCCGGCGGCGGAUUGGUGAGCACGCUGGCGACGGAGGGGAAGAGGAAGUUCGAUUUCACGGUGCGGAGCGACGGCGACGAAGUGAAGGUGGAGACGGAGGUGGUGACGGCGACGAUCAAGGGCACGCUGAUUGAUAGGGAUCCGGUGGCGGUGUAUAAAAUCGAUAGGGUUCUGCUGCCUACUGAGCUGUUCAAGACGGCGCCGGCGGAGGCGAGAGAGGAGGCGGAUGCGCCGGGGCCGGCCGGCGACGACGACGUGACGGCGGAUGAAAAUUCGAGUAGCGGCGGUUGGAGGGUUGCGAGCGGUGGCGGGAUCGUGGCGCUGAGUACUUUUGCUGUCGUUUUCGGAGUUUUAUUGGUUUAUUAAGAUUUAGUAUCAUUUAUUUAUCUUUUUAUUAUUUUUUUGUGUGAAAAAUAGAUUUGUUUAAAAUUCAUGAGUUUUUUUUUUAUUGGCUUUUUUUUUUCUCUGUAAAGAAGAUUGUAUUUUUAUUGGGGUUUUUUUUUCAUCUUUCUACUAAUAAGAGGAUUCCUUUCCUAUUCAAA
Messenger RNA from Salvia miltiorrhiza (redroot sage), 1520 nucleotides. Its product is annotated as fasciclin-like arabinogalactan protein 2. Bases 193 to 1344 code for a protein of 383 amino acids. Lineage: Eukaryota; Viridiplantae; Streptophyta; Magnoliopsida; Lamiales; Lamiaceae. The record is from RefSeq and is a predicted model, not a curated record. The transcript has a single exon. Gene Ontology annotation, cellular component: plasma membrane.